CAGUGCCCAUGGUCGGCGUGAUGGAUGCUCGUUCGGUGCUCAAAGCGGCACGACUUUUCGGCUUGUGCAACCUACUCGGACAGAGUGGCGGCGUGUUUGCCGGAAGCCAUGAACCUGACCACGACCAUCGUGGCCUUCAAACCAGCUCAAACAUUGUUUUCAUCGAAGCCGUUGUAGGCACGGCAUUCACCACUGAUGAGGAGAGUGGGCUGCAGCUCAAGAACGCUGAGCGCGGUGUAGCCGGAAAUGCGGCGACAACCAUCACCACGUCUGCCACAGCCCAGGGGCCACGGUAAGAGCGUCGCGCGGAUGCAUGAUUGCCACUUGUUCAUAUCACACGCAUCCAUGGGGGAAGUAGCCCCCCCCCGCACGCGUGAUGUGGGCAGGGAUAAUUCCGGCACUUUUUUUCUUUGGCGUGGAACAUUUGUGAUCCGAAGUACUACCUCUGUCCGAGAAUAUAAGCAAGGUUUGGAAAUCCGGGAAUAUAAGCAAGCUUUCUCGAUGAAGGUGUUUCAAGGUGUUUUGGACACCGUUUCCUUCCUAUUUUUUUGCGUCAAGCUCGGAUAUGAUAAGCGGCCAAGAAAAAACCAACAUAAGAGGGGAUGAUAAGGUUUCAUCCCCUCCCCGGAGAAACAUUGAUUUCCCUGCCAUAGCGCUCAGUAGGGAAAAAGGGGUCCCAUUUUUUCUCUCGUUUGCGGCAAUGAAUAGUGCUUUUUUCCUCGUUUUUUUUUCUUUGUAUUUUUGGGUACUUGAACAACCUGUACAAUCACGUUGCGAAGUAUCUUCGAUAGUUCUUUGGUGCUGACCGGGACCAAAGUUCCAGAGUGGCAAAAAUCAGCAACUUCGAGGGGCCAAAAUGAAGGGAAGGCGUAAAAAAAAAAAAAAAAAAAAGCGUUUUUCCGAAAAAAAAAGGUGUUUGAACCCAGGAUCGAACUCACGGCCACUGAACAGCUCGCUUUCGCGGUGUAUUUUGCCUUACGACCAAACCUUGCUUAUAUU
Ectocarpus sp. CCAP 1310/34 is the source of this 999-nucleotide messenger RNA. NCBI's taxonomy places the organism in Eukaryota, Phaeophyceae, Ectocarpales, Ectocarpaceae. The record is from the annotation of a GenBank genome assembly.